AUGCAUAGAGUUUAUGAGCUCACAGAAUCUCUGGCGGCAGCAGCUCAUGCCGCUCAUUAUCCGAUUUGCUUGUCAAAGCCGCUGCCACUGCCACUGCUCGUGACUGAAGCCUCCAGCGACUACCGCAGCGCCGGCAAGAUCGUCGAGCUUCCGAUUCCAAAGGCCAGUGCUGGCCACGUCCUCGUCAAGAACACGGCUGCCUGUGUGGCUGCCUACGACGUGCUCGUGCUCGAGAACCGCUUCGUGCAGCAGCAGGAAUUUCCGUUCACUCGAAGCUGGUGCAUCAUACAAAUUGGCGAAGGCGUCGACUCUGUUGCAGUCGGCGAAAGCGUCACGUACAUCGCCCCUGGUGCCUUUGCCGAGUACGCAGUCGUCCCAGUCGAAGCAGUGGUCAAGGUCCCGCCCAGUGCAGCGGAGACCAUGUCGUUCACGUCCGCCGUGUGGGCCCUGGCGUCGCUGGAAGAAGCGGGUGAGAUGAAGUCUGGGGGUGAGACGGUCUUCGUGACCGCAUCCGCUGGAGGCACCGGCCAAUACGUUGCCAAGCUCUCCAAGAACGCUGGCAACACGGUCAUCGGCAUGACGAGCUCCGACCGGAAGGCAGAUUUCCUGAGGGGUCUUGGAUGCGAUCGGGUCAUCAAUUACUCAGUGGAAUGUGCUGAGUAA
This is a messenger RNA of Phytophthora sojae, 663 nucleotides long. RefSeq lists its product as hypothetical. The record is from RefSeq and is a predicted model, not a curated record. Lineage: Eukaryota; Oomycota; Peronosporomycetes; Peronosporales; Peronosporaceae. The transcript has 3 exons. The coding region runs from base 1 to 663 and encodes 220 amino acids. Gene Ontology annotation, cellular component: mitochondrion. Gene Ontology annotation, molecular function: oxidoreductase activity.